Messenger RNA from Penicillium subrubescens, 870 nucleotides. Its product is annotated as RNA recognition motif domain-containing protein. Lineage: Eukaryota; Fungi; Ascomycota; Eurotiomycetes; Eurotiales; Aspergillaceae. The transcript is spliced from 3 exons. Gene Ontology annotation, molecular function: RNA binding. Bases 1 to 870 code for a protein of 289 amino acids. The record is from RefSeq and is a predicted model, not a curated record.
AUGGCACAAGCUCCCCAGGGUCAACCCGACGCCUUGAACGAAGGCCGACGUAUCUACCUAGGGAAUCUACCUUACCAGGCGAGCCCCUACGACAUCGAGAACCUUCUUGCCGCCAAUGGCUUCGAUAAAACAGAAAGUAUCCACAUCUCGGUUGAUCCCGUGAGCGCGAGGAACCCCGGCUACUGCUUCGUCGACUUCCCCGACAAGGCGACAGCCGACCGUGUUCUUACCUCCUUGAAUGCCCAGUUCAACGGACGGUCCGUCAAGGUCGGGCCAUGCGAGCCCAAGAAACAGCAGAACCGCCGCUUCGGCCGCGAGAACGAGUACGCCUUCAAUCGAUGGGGUGACUGGAACUCGCAGACCCACAAUAGCGAGACUACCGCCAGUCGAGGGAAUGGCCGAGGCAUUAAGCAGGGUCCAACCGGGGCCCUGCAUCAUUUCGAAGAUAUGGUAAAUAAGAAAGGCUGGAGACUCUUUGUCGGCGGGCUGGACAAGAUGAUCAAUCAAGCGCAACAUAAUAGUGAAAUCGCUGACUUAUUCGCUGCCUUCAAACCUGUCGCCAUUGGCAAACGCAUCACCCCAGACGAGUAUACGAGAUCGUUCCCGGGCAAGCACCACUACUGCUUCAUUGAUUUUGAAACGAAGGAGGACAUGGACGCUGCGAUUAAGACACUCAAUGGCAGUGUUUAUAUGGGGAGCCAGCUGAAGGUUCGCCCAGCAAAGGAGAUGCCGAAGGCACUAAAGGAUCGUCGUAUGGGGCUGGGAAGUAAUCGCCCUGAUGAGGAUGAAGGCAAAAUCCCUUAUUCGGACUAUGUAGCGGGGUCGAGUCGAGCCCUGGAAUCCAGUAACUGGCGCAGGAAGGGUACCUAG